AUGUCCUGUCGCUCCUACAGGAUCAGCUCAGGAUGUGGAGUUACCCGAAACUUCAGCUCCUGCUCAGCUGUGGCCCCUAAAACUGGCAACCGCUGCUGCAUCAGUGCUGCUCCGUUCCGAGGAGUGUCCUGCUACAGGGGAUUGACCGGCUUCAGCAGCCGAAGUCUCUGUAACCCGAGCCCCUGUGGGCCCCGCAUGGCUGUGGGAGGCUUCCGCUCAGGGUCCUGUGGACGCAGCUUUGGAUACCGCUCAGGGGGUGUUUGUGGGCCCAGUCCCCCCUGCAUCACCACGGUCUCUGUCAAUGAGAGCCUGCUCACGCCCCUCAACCUGGAGAUCGACCCCAAUGCUCAGUGCGUGAAGCAUGAGGAGAAAGAACAGAUCAAGUGCCUCAACAGCAAGUUCGCGGCCUUCAUCGACAAGGUGCGCUUCCUGGAGCAGCAGAACAAGCUGCUAGAGACCAAGUGGCAGUUCUACCAGAACCAGCGCUGCUGCGAGAGCAACCUAGAACCCCUGUUUGGAGGCUACAUCGAGGCACUGAGGCGGGAGGCUGAGUGUGUGGAGGCUGACAGCGGGAGACUGGCUGCUGAGCUCAACCACGUGCAGGAGGCCAUGGAGGGCUACAAGAAGAAGUAUGAAGAGGAGGUAGCUCUGAGGGCUACCGCAGAAAAUGAGUUUGUGGUUCUGAAGAAGGAUGUGGACUGUGCCUACUUACGUAAAUCAGACCUGGAGGCCAACGUGGAGGCCUUGGUGGAGGAGUCCAGCUUCCUGAAGCGCCUCUAUGAAGAGGAGAUCCGUGUUCUCCAAGCCCACAUCUCAGACACAUCAGUCAUCGUGAAGAUGGACAACAGCCGGGACCUGAACAUGGACUGUGUUGUUGCUGAGAUCAAGGCUCAGUAUGAUGACGUUGCCAGCCGCAGCCGGGCAGAGGCUGAGUCCUGGUACCGCACCAAGUGUGAGGAGAUGAAGGCCACGGUCAUCCGGCAUGGGGAGACCCUGCGUCGCACAAAGGAGGAGAUCAAUGAGCUGAACCGCAUCAUCCAGAGGCUGACGGCUGAGAUUGAGAAUGCCAAGUGUCAGCGUGCUAAGCUGGAGACAGCUGUGGCCGAGGCAGAGCAGCAAGGAGAGGCCGCCCUCACUGAUGCCCGCUGCAAGCUGGCUGAGCUGGAGGCUGCCCUACAGAAGGCCAAGCAGGACAUGGCCUGCCUGCUCAAGGAGUACCAAGAGGUGAUGAACUCCAAGCUGGGCCUGGACAUCGAGAUCGCCACCUACAGGCGCCUGCUGGAGGGCGAGGAGCACAGGCUAUGCGAGGGUGUGGGCUCCGUGAAUGUCUGUGUCAGCAGCUCCCGUGGUGGAGUCGCAUGUGGGGGCCUCACAUAUGGCACAACCCCAGGGCGCCAGAUUGGCUCUGGCCCCUCUGCCACUGGGGGCAGCAUCUCAGUGAUGGCCCCUGACUCCUGCACUCCUUGCCAGCCAAGAUCCUCCAGCUUCAGCUGUGGAAGCAGUCGCUCAGUGCGCUUUGCUUAG
Molecule: messenger RNA, 1524 nt
Organism: Microtus oregoni (creeping vole)
Lineage: Eukaryota; Metazoa; Chordata; Mammalia; Rodentia; Cricetidae
Product: keratin, type II cuticular Hb5
Exons: 9
Coding region: 1-1524 (507 amino acids)
Biological process (GO): keratinization; intermediate filament organization
Cellular component (GO): keratin filament
Molecular function (GO): structural constituent of skin epidermis
Source: RefSeq, a predicted model, not a curated record